GGCACCUUUGGGAGGGGCUGGGAGCAAUGUGAGCACUGACCGCAGGUCCAGGGGCCGCAUGGAGGGCACCGAGGGGUGGGGAAGGGGCGGCAGGUUUUGCCCUCCCCAGGGACGCUCGGGGGGCACUGGCUGCUCAGGGCUCCAGGAACGCUCUGAGGAGUGAGACAGGGAGCGGGGGGCAGCAGGAGUGGGCGGCAGUGGGGGUUAGUAAAGAGGUAGAAGCAGGAGGCACUAGAAACAAAAUAGACAGCAUGACAGUAGCUGUUUCUCCUUCCCUCCUGCAGUGAGGAAGCAGAGAUCCCGGCUUCAGCCCAGGAAGCCAUCAGGGAAGUUCACACAGUCUCCAGUGGGCUUCAUGCUGUGGCCCCCCAGACGCAGCAGGCCGGUGGAGACCACCAGAAGCUCUCUGAUCUCCUGGGGAAGCCAAGACAUCCGGGCUGUCUGCACAAGCCGCCAGCCGCAGGUGCCAUCACCCAGAGGGAAGCAGCAGCCAUGGACGAAGCGACGGAGCUGGAGCUGGGGGGCAACUCCCUCCUGAAGGCCGUGUGGCUCGGGCGGCUCCGGCUGACCCGGCUGCUGCUGGAAGGGGGGGCUUACAUCAACGAGAGCAACGAGAAGGGGGAGACCGCGCUGAUGGUGGCCUGCAUCACCACACACGUCGACCAGCAGAGCAUCCACAAGGCCAAGAUGGUGAAAUACCUGCUGGACAACAGAGCCGACCCCAACAUCCAGGACAAGUCUGGGAAAACCGCCCUCAUGCACGCCUGUAUCCGAGGGGCUGGGGGGGAUGUGGUGUCCCUGCUGCUGGAGAGUGGGGCAGACCCCAGCCUGGAGGACCACUCAGGAGCCUCGGCGCUGGUCCACGCCAUCAAUGCCGAGGACAACGCUGUGCUGCAGCACCUCCUGAAUGCCUGCAGAGCCAAGGGGAAGGAGGUGAUCAUCAUCACCGUGGACACAUCAGCCUCCGGCACCAAGACCGCCAAGCAGUACCUGAACGUCGCCCCUGCGCUGGAGUUCAAGGAGAGGGCUCCCCUCGAGGAGGGCACAGCCCCCUCUGGUGAUCACCUGAAAACUCCCAUCUCGGCACCUUCCCCUGCCGGGAAGGAGAGCAGCAUUCCCACCGCACACCCUUCACACACCGGGGAUGCUGAGCCACCCUCCCCGGGCCAGAGAGCUGGCACUGCUCGGAGAGCCCACCUGCCCCGGCUGAAGCGCCUGCGGUCAGAGCCAUGGGGUCUGGUGGCCCCCUCGGUGCUGGCGGCCUCUGGUCACCGCGAUGACACGCGGCUCUGCGCUGACAGCGAGGUCAUCGCGGGCAUCGGCGACCUCUCGCUCUCCAAAAAGCCCUCCCUCAGCCGGAGCAGCAGCAGCAAGGGAAGGGACCCCUCUCUCUUCCCCCCAGUGGAUGAGCAGGCACUGGGGCCACUGGCACGGAAAGGCAGCCACGAGAAGAGCCCGAGCACGCACCCAUGCCUUUCCCGGAGCAUCACAGUCCCGGAGGAGCCGGAGAGCUCCAGCUCGGCCGCCAGCUCGGCUGCGGGGAUGGAGCCGCCGCACCGGUGGAGGCCAGGAACUGAACACAGCGGGGACUCCCAGGUCACCGAGGCAGGGAAGGGGCCACCAGAGAGGAGGAAGUUGAGCGGUUCCCACCUGGCCUUGCUGGAUGGUUCCUGUGACUCUCCCUCCGGCAGCACCAGCACAUCGCCCAGCAGCGGCCGGCGCCGGCCACCCGGCUUGCUGGAGAGGCGAGGAUCCGGGACCCUGCUGCUGGACCACAUCUCCCACACAAGGCCAGGAUAUCUGCCCCCCCUGAACGUGAACCCCAACCCUCCGAUUCCUGACAUUGGCUCCAGCAAAGCCCCGCUGGCUGCUGGGCUGAAGCCGCUGGUGCCGCUGGCCCCCGGCUCACCCAGGCGGGGUGACCUGAGAGCCCACAGGAAGCUCCUCCGCAGACAUUCCAUGCAGGCAGAGCAGAUGAGGCACCUCUCCGAUUUUGAGGAGCUCGUGGCGCAGUAGCCGUGUCACUGUCGGUUCACAGGGAGGGGACCGAAGCCGUGCUGUCCCUGCAGAACCGGCCCGGUUCCCACAUUGAGUGGCCACUGGCUCCGGGGACAGGCUGGUGGCCAGCGGGUUUAGCACGGAGCCCAGGGGCUGAAUCGGGGGCGGGCUGACCGGCAGAUCGAUCCCCCACUGUCCUAGAUCGCCAAGCUCCGUGCCAAGGAUCCCACCCGCAGCUCGCUUAUUCCUCACUGGUUGCGACCCGCUUUUCUUACACCCUGCUCGUUCUCUCACCGAAUCCCCUCCGGGAGCCCCCGGCGGUGAUCUCUGGGGCCGAGGCGUUCAUGAAGUGCCUUCCGGGGGGGAAGGGGCUCGGUGGGAUCCAGCGGGGGCUGGAGGAGCGGGAGCACCCCUCCAGCCACGGGCCGUGUCGGUGCUCUCCCGGAGAGGGAGAGGGAGACAAUCCUCCACCUCCGAGAUUCGCGGAGUGAGGCUGAGCUCUCCCGGCUCCCUGCAGCCUCGCCGGCGGUGGGCCGGGAUGGGCUUGUCUCUCUCUGAAGCGUCUGAACUUCAGGGGGUUCAUUCCCCAGCACGCCGAGGAGCUCUGAGUUCAGGAAGCGCUGGAUCCCCGAGCAGGAUGGCCCCAGCCCGGCUGGGAAAGCCUCGGCCAGCGGCGAGGAACCCGGGAUGCCGAGUCACCGAGGGGACUGAGCCCGGGGCUCCAUCCAGCCGGGAAAGUGGCAGGCACCGCUCCAGAGCCGAGACCCCGCAGGCCCCGCAGCCCCCGGCCCCGGUGUGCCGCGGGCCGUGCCUGCCGAUCCCGUGGCUUCAUGAACGCGUUCAUUCACGAGGCUGCGUGUGCGGGGGCUGGCGCUGGGGCGACGGAGACUUUUGCACUGGUUUUGCCCCGCAUUAAUAAAGCGCUCAGCUUUGGACGGAGGCUGAUCUCGCGUGGAGCCGACCCCAGCCGCCCGGCCAGGGGGUCCCCGGGAGUGCCGAGGGGAUCCCCGGGGCUCCCGGAGCGCUCGCCCGGAGAUGCCGGGGGGCUCC
This is a messenger RNA of Cyanistes caeruleus (blue tit), 3048 nucleotides long. The record is from RefSeq and is a predicted model, not a curated record. NCBI's taxonomy places the organism in Eukaryota, Metazoa, Chordata, Aves, Passeriformes, Paridae.